AUGGCCAGGGGCUCGAAAGCCGUCAGAAAAGUCGACAGAGAGCUGAGCCAUCAUCUAACAAUUGUCGUUGAAGGCGUGGACAACCCGUUUCGCGUACAUGUCCUCCCACUGGCCUAUAAUCACACAGGUGUUCUCCAUGCAGUCCUGGGGCUUACCGCGUGCCAUCUGCACCUAUCACCAUCAGGUGCUAACCAGGUUGACAUGGCCACUGCCUUACAACACCGUGUUGCUGCAUUGAACGGUCUAAGCUCCCUUUUAAUCAAGGAAGAAGUCUACGGACUUACAGAAGCUGAAGAAGAGGCUGCACUAGCAAUAAUUUUCCUUUUGGUACUUCAUGAUAUAUGCGAGUUGGGAAUAUCUGCGCAUGCUGUUCAUUUGAAUGGCGUGUCAUUCCUUUGUGGAAGAAUUGCAUCCCCUUUAGGAAGGGCAGAACGGUCUGCAGCAACCAUAUUCUUUUUGUCUGCGUUAUCAUGGUUGGAUGUCUUAAGAGGAUUCAGUGGUGCCGAAAAGCUCACCUACUCCGAGAACGUCCGGAAAGGUGUUGCAAACAUCACCAGUCCACACGCAGCCUUGCACACUUUGGUCGGCUGUCCUGCAGUAAUAUUCCUCCGGAUCGGGGACGUAAUAGCAGCAGCCAAGCAGAACAUGCAGGGGAUACUAUCGACCGUCGACUUUCAAACCAAGUUAAAUGAGGCAGAGAGCUUUCUUCGCGGCCUCGAUCUGGACAUGAUCGAAUAUCCCACAUCACAUCCGGAAUGGAGACAGCUUGCGGAAGCGUUUCGACAUGCUAGUCUGCUGAGGAUCUUACGAUGGCCGGAUACAUUCGUCAUUCCCUGCGAAGACCCGAGGAUCAGGCCAUCGGUAUCAAAAAUUCUGGACUGCUGUGCAAACGUUUCAAUGGAUUCGCCAUUCUUCAAGCGGCUGUUGUUCCCUCUAUUCCUGGCGGCAACCGAGACAUCUGAAAGACACCAAAUACACUACGCUAGCCUUUGCAUUGAAAACAUUCGACGCUCCACGGGAUUCCAACAUGCAGCCAUGAUGGAAGUCCUUGAAGGGGUUUGGGAGGAAAGAAGACUGAAAACCCGGGGCUGGACGAAUGUUCCCUGGAUGGAAUUUGUGAGCCGGAGUCCCGGCACCUUGAAGUCUGUCCACGCUAUGUGGUGA
Molecule: messenger RNA, 1164 nt
Organism: Colletotrichum acutatum
Lineage: Eukaryota; Fungi; Ascomycota; Sordariomycetes; Glomerellales; Glomerellaceae
Product: C6 zinc finger protein
Exons: 5
Coding region: 1-1164 (387 amino acids)
Biological process (GO): positive regulation of transcription by RNA polymerase II
Cellular component (GO): nucleus
Molecular function (GO): transcription cis-regulatory region binding; DNA-binding transcription factor activity
Source: RefSeq, a predicted model, not a curated record